AUGGACACGUGGGUUGCGCGGGGCCACGGGCCUCUCUUUCGGUGGGGCGCCGCACACCACGUCCUCAGCUAUGAGGCCGUGGCAGCUUGGGCUGACCAACAAGCAAAGGCAAAGCCCUUCUGCCAGCUACCAUCCAACUUGCGGCUGGCCUUUAUUGCUCAGCAUCACGCGUACUACGCGACAGCAGCCAUCCUGUUUGCCCCGCGCACCCAAUAUACUCCCAUGGACCCGCGUGGAUCGGUUUCUGACCUGGCCCGUGCCGUGGCCCACCUGCGCGUUGAUGCUCUCUGCAUCGAGGCCACUCAUCCAGCUGCCGUAUCCCUGACGCGCUGUCUCAGUCCGUACAUCACCGUUCUCUGGGCACACACCGGCUCGCAGUCAGCAGAACCUGCCACGUCGUCCAGUCCACUCUUCUAUCUGGCAGACCCAAUCCUGCCACAGUCUUCCCUUGACAUGGCUUGUGCUGAACGCAAGGUGGUCGAUGAGCCAGACAUCUCGCAGCUUCAGCUCAAGGGAGCCCGAUGGCACGAUGCAAACGGAGAGGUUUCUCAUCGCGUGGCCCUGGUCAUGCAAACCUCUGGCACCACACGUGCACCCAAGCGCGUGUUACUGACUCAAGUCAAUUGCGAGCGUGCCGCUGCCAGCAUCGCUCAAACCCUGCAGUUGACCAGCCAAGACGUGGGCUGCAACGCACUACCGCUCUAUCACAUUCACGGCCUGGUGGUAAAUUUGUUUGCUACCCUGUUUGCCGGUGCUAGCCUCGUUCUUCUCCCGACAGCGACCAUGGCGGAUGGGCCUGGCCUUCUAGAGGCUCUACGGGCUUUUGAGGUCACCUGGUAUUCUGCCGUGCCCUUAGCCCAUCGCCGACUCUUGCGUGUGCUGCGCAAUUCCCCUGCACAUGUUGCCCCGUUGCCUCGACUGCGCCUUGCCCGCAACUGCAGCGCCCAUCUUGCCCCUGCGGAUGCCGCAGCCUUGGCCCAGCUGACGGGCUGUCGCAUGCUGACGACCUGCGCUAUGACGGAAUGCAUGCCCAUGUGUUCUCCUUCCCUCCUCUCCACGAACCCCUCCUGUGACUCUCUUGGCCACGCCUGUGCACCGGUCGUUCAGGUGGGUGUGCUGGCAGCUGACGAUCGCGUCCACAAUCAGGGUACGGGCGAGCUGUGCGUACGUGGCCCCGCCCUCAACCCAUACGAGGAUGACAACGGCUCCGUCUAUCUACCUGUGCACAGCAGCGGCUGGUUCCAAACCGGAGAUUUAGCCCGAAUUGACGGGCACGGCUGCGUCAAGCUUGAAGGCCGCCUCAAGGAUUUCAUCAACAGGGCCGGUGAAAAACUCAAUCCGCGCGAGUUGAUUGUUCUUGGCGCAACAUUGCCUCGAACAGCGACAGGCAAGAUUCAGCGUGCGCACCUUUCCCGGCUCUUGAACGGUCUAUCCCGGCCCACAAACCAUCGGCUGCUGCGGUUGACAACUGCAGCUGGGACACAGGCUCUCAGUCUGCAGGUUCAAGAAAUGCAUCUCGCGUCUGCUUGCACAGCCGACAUUCCAAAGCACCUAACUCCCGAAGCUUUACUGGUCACUUUUUGCGCCAUCAACUUGCCACGUGAUGCCCACCUCACCUUGGAACAGGUGGGCAUCGACUCGCUACGCCUUACAGAGUUGUUAGAGCUGCUCCAUCGGCACUGCGACGUUGAGGAACUGAGCCCGGAGGAGCUUUAUCGUACCGAUGUGGCGGUGGCAGUUUUCCUAGCCCGCUGGCAUCUCCGUCCUCCAGCAGUCGCUCCGAGCGGGAGCAACAAGCAGCAAGCUGUCGCGGCAAAGAAGCAGUUGGGGCGCCUUCGCCAACAACAAAUACACGCAGCACGGGAAAGUGCCUAUGACGAAGCCUCUUGUAGGUUUCGCAAUGCCAGAGCUCAACAUGCCUCUACUCUAUUCUGCUCUCAGCCGCGAAGUUCUGCUCACAUGCUUGCGUUAAAAAUGCUGUGUCGUGGAUGA
Monosiga brevicollis MX1 is the source of this 1992-nucleotide messenger RNA. RefSeq lists its product as uncharacterized. Gene Ontology annotation, molecular function: medium-chain fatty acid-CoA ligase activity. The record is from RefSeq and is a predicted model, not a curated record. The coding region runs from base 1 to 1992 and encodes 663 amino acids. The transcript is spliced from 4 exons. Gene Ontology annotation, biological process: fatty acid metabolic process. NCBI's taxonomy places the organism in Eukaryota, Choanoflagellata, Craspedida, Salpingoecidae.